Messenger RNA from Penicillium riverlandense, 879 nucleotides. Its product is annotated as DnaJ domain protein. Gene Ontology annotation, cellular component: nucleus; cytoplasm. NCBI's taxonomy places the organism in Eukaryota, Fungi, Ascomycota, Eurotiomycetes, Eurotiales, Aspergillaceae. The record is from RefSeq and is a predicted model, not a curated record. The transcript has 2 exons. Gene Ontology annotation, molecular function: heat shock protein binding. The coding region runs from base 1 to 879 and encodes 292 amino acids.
AUGACGAACGCAAAGCCACAACAUGGCUCGGACGGGCAAAUGCCCGAGGCAGAGGAAGAUCUCUACAAAAUCCUGGGCUUGGAAUCCACCGCCACCCCCGAGGCCAUCAAGACCGCCUACAAAAAGAACGCCCUCAAACACCACCCCGACAAGGCCAGCGAAAACACCCGCGACGCAGCACACGCCAAAUUCCAACAAAUCGCGCUCGCCUACAGCGUCCUCUCAGACGAGCGUCGACGCAAAGUGUACGACCGCACCGGCAGCACGGACGAGGUCUUCGGCGAAGAUGGCGACUUCGACUGGAUGGAUUUCUACCGCGAGCAGCUGUCCGCGAUGCUGGACACGCGCGCGAUCGACGAUUUUCGGAAGAAAUACAAGGGCUCGGACGAGGAGACGAAAGAUAUUUUGGCGGCCUACGACGCGCACGAGGGCGAUAUGGAUGGCGUUUAUGACUCGGUCAUGCUGUCGAAUGUGCUUGAUGACGAUGCUCGCUUCCGGGGUAUCAUUGACCAAGCCAUUGCUGAUGGGAAAGCGGAAGAUUAUCCGCGCUACUCCCAGGAAACCGACAAGAGGAAAGAGCAGCGCGUGAAGCGCGCAAGGAAAGAGGCCAAAGAGGCGGAGAAACUGGCGAAAGAGGUCGAGGAGAAUAAGAAGAAGAAGAGGGCUGCUGCGUCAAAGAAAGGUCCCGCGGCUGGGGAUGAUGAUUUGCUGUCGAUGAUCACCAAGCGGCAGCAGCAGCGCGGCCAGGGAUUUCUGGCACAUCUGGAGGAAAAGUACGGCGCGCCGAAUAACGCGAAGAAGCGUGGACCGCCGGAUGAGCCGUCUGAGGAGGCAUUUGCGGCGGUGGGUGCGCGGAAGAAGUCUACCAAGAAGAAAUGA